Molecule: messenger RNA, 3393 nt
Organism: Bacidia gigantensis
Lineage: Eukaryota; Fungi; Ascomycota; Lecanoromycetes; Lecanorales; Ramalinaceae
Exons: 3
Coding region: 1-3393 (1130 amino acids)
Molecular function (GO): protein binding
Source: RefSeq, a predicted model, not a curated record
AUGGCAAGUCAUACACCUGGAGACUGGCCGUCCCCGGAACCGCCGUCUCCGGAGUCGCAGCUCUCGGAGAAGCCAUCAGUGAAAGAAGCCACAGACGAUGACCCACCCUCGACGACCGAGUCUGAGUCGACGGACGAGGUACAGUCAGAUCACCAUGAACUUGACUCCACAUCCCUCGAUACGAAAGGCAAAGGCAAAGCGGCGGUGAAGAACAGACACAGAGUAUUGCCCGCAGAGAUACUUGAAAGUAUCCUCUACCUCGUUGAUCCCGAAACCUUUGCCUCUCUUAUCCUCGUCGACCAUGCCUGGCGCGAAGCAUCGCAGACCCCACAUCUCUACGCACAUCAGCUUUCACGAUGCCCGUCCUAUGCAUUCAACAAUUUGGUCGCGGACGCUGGGCCAUUCACGGAGGACAGUCUACCAAACUUGAAAAAUAAAUUCGCGCAAGAGGUCAAGCGCAAUUUGUUUGAAGUAUUUUUACACCCAAAGAGGACUGUGAUCAGCUUGGUGUCUACCACUACGACAAGCUCUUCGGCUGCAUUUCCCAGCGGUGAAGCUUUCGACUUUGCUUUUUCGCCUAACGGACGGUGGACGUUGGCCUUGUCUUCGUCAAGAAUCUACCUGCUCGAUACAGGCUCGGCAUUGAUUUCAGUGGUGAGGGAGCUCAAAGUCUUUCGGAGACCGAUUGCAGCUGCCAUACUUGAUGAUGGAUCCACCUUGGCCGUAAUAUCAAGUAGUCAUGCGAAUCUCUACAGCAUCUCAAAUCAAACUACAAAACACGUGCGCUCGAUUUCACUUGGAAGCGUACCUCAUGCCUUGGCUUUGACGCCUAAAGGAGAGGUCCUUGCAGUUGCCUUUGAAGGGGGCGUUGAGCUCUACUCUUUGGCAACGAGUGCUAGCGAGGUGGAUAGGAGAUCUGUCAAAUGCGACUGGGUGGAUAAUCUUACUUUCAACAAUGAUGGAACCGUGCUUCUCGGCACUACACGAAACAACCGAAAUUCCUAUACAGUAGUAUUGACUGCACCAUACUAUGCAGAGGAUAACCAAGAUCUUCCAGUCGCAGAACAAAUCAGCCACAUAUGGACGUCUCAGAUCAUCUUUCCCAACAGCAGCCGCGAUUGUAGCCAUGCGGCACUGCUCUCAAAUCGGUCUGACGGUGAUGCUACUUGGACGUUCACAUUUGAUCGUGUCUUUGAGAGCUUCAGAGCUGUGAGGACGGACGAUCUACGAAAUGGCACUACGUAUUUCACAGGACCCAAACGCCCACGACGUAAGAAUUCAAACCCGUCGAGAAAGCAUCUAGCUCCCUGCACGUUACCUACAGCAAGCCACACUGGUGAUUUAGUAGCUACUGGGUUUUUAGGAAAGGAUAUCUGGCUAUACGGAGUACCCCAAGGGCUGGAUGUGCCUGUGAUGUCACAAGGAGAGGACCCAAACAGUGCCUCUGGUCCACAAACGCCGGCCAGCGCACCCCGGAGUCCUAUCAGGUCAUCAUCCAGAGGAGAAGCUUCCCAUCGGAGAGACCUUCCUAACUGGGAUGUCUUAGUGGAUAAGUACAAGAAUGUCUUCGCUAAGGGUCGGCGAGUGGUAGAGAUUCCGGGGGCUACAGGUCUUAGCUGGGUCGAGCAGAAUCAUCAGCAUGAUUCUACGUCAUUGCAAGAGCGGCUGAUCGUGGCUGCGCCGGGUGGUGUUGUAGGAGGAGACGUCGAUCUCGAACAAGACGUAUUUGCUUUUGUCGAUGGUGGACGACUCAUCAUCCUAGACUUUGAUCGUAGAAGUGGAGAUGGUGGAGUCGAAGAACUCACGUUUGAAGUCGGCACAGAGACACCGGAAACCCUGGAGGAGGAAGAGAUCGACCUAGAGGUGGAAGUCGAGAUUGCUCGACGUCGAACUAGACGAGGCCCAAGGCCAGUGAUGACAAUUGUCGAUGCACUUGCUCCCUCACCAGAGGUACCACCACUUCCUCCAACUGCCAACGCAAUCGCCAACAUGCGUACUCAAACCCGAGGACCACAAGCCAUCGUGCGACCUCUCGCAAUCCCCAAUACAAUGGCUGCACCCAAAAACGAUUCGCCUACCUUGAGUCCUGAGGAAGCCUCGGAGGCUUUUGAUGGGCCUUAUUCCCCUGACCACCCCAGGUCCCGGACCUCUCUUUACCGGUCGGCUACAGCUGUAGCUGCAGAACGCGAACGCAACCCACCUCGUAUUGUCGACGAAGCAAGGAUUGAAUAUAGACGUGCCAACGGCCGUGGAGAGCUGCCACAUGAAAGUGAUGCUGACAAUUGGGUUCCUCCACCACCACCAUAUGCGCCUAACGCGGAUCGACCCUUACCUGAGCACCUCCUGAAAAGUCUACAGCCCCUACCAAAGAGCCAGUCAACUCUACCAAAGCUACGCAGCGGUCGGCCUAAGCCGCAACGUGCUAAUACGAUGUAUGAGAACGCAGCUUCGCGCCGCAUCAGCUCAUUAGCAGAGCGAAGGUCCGCCGCCUCUCGUCCGCAGAUGACAAUCAGCUCUCGCUCUGUGACUGAAAGUCUCGAUCAACUUUCCGGGCCUGUUAGCCCUGUCAGCACGAACUACACCGUUGGCAACAAUAGUGAUCCUGAUAUUAGUCGCACAUCGACAACCAUGUCGAAACGACGUCCCAUGUCAGCGUACGUCGGUCGAAUGGCUACCUCAAUUCGGAGACGAAGCAAUCCUCGGCUCCGACCAGACAGCUCAGAAGAAGUCGUACCCCCCUCCCACCGCCCCGUCUCGCCGAUGACGCGACAAGGGUCUGACUCACCGCCUCAAAUAUCUUCAAGUGCUCCACAAAUACCACUUCCCGAUCUCCCGGCCAUCCCAUCCAUGCCCAGCGCCGAACAACUUGCAAACCUCGAAAACCGGUUCCGUCAAGCGCCGUCUCCAAACCAGGGCCGUCAUCGACCACCAAGUCUCAUCGCCUCCGGGGAUCGAAUCCCAGCUCCUCCACCUGGCGCUCUCGGUGCUGCUGGCAGUCCAUCCCGGAGACCAUCACGAGAGGGCAUGCCUGGUCUAAUGGCCGGCUCUAAUCCUGGUGCUGUCCGCUCAUCGCCGUCUCUGCUUCGACCAGCUGCUCAGCGUCUCCACACCAUUGACAGCAUUUCUUCGAAGCAGAGUCGGUCGAAGAGUCGUUCGGGUUCGAGGGGGCUGCAGAGUGCCGGGAGCGCGGGUGCGCCGAAACGAAGUCAGAGUUUUGGACCAGCGUUGAGGUUGGAUAGAUUGAGUGCGGGCGCUGGUGGGGAGAGGAGGGGUUUCAUGGGUAUGAAGAAGAGGGGGAGGAAAGGGAAGGGUGGGGAUGGGGUGGGCGAUAGUGAAGAAGGUGGAGGUGGUGAUGGAGAGGGUGAGAAGGACGGGAAAUGCGUCGUUAUGUGA